Morone saxatilis (striped sea-bass) is the source of this 1405-nucleotide messenger RNA. It is a transcript of the gene lysmd1, whose product is annotated as LysM, putative peptidoglycan-binding, domain containing 1. Bases 39 to 725 code for a protein of 228 amino acids. Lineage: Eukaryota; Metazoa; Chordata; Actinopteri; Moronidae. The record is from RefSeq and is a predicted model, not a curated record. The transcript has 3 exons.
AGUUGAAAUAAAACGUGGUUUAAUCGCCAGUCGCGGUUAUGUCCGGGGAGCGAGCCUCUCUGCCGACCGCGGGGAAGGGCCUCCUCCGCGGGGGCAGGUCCCGGUCGUACGGCAGCCUGGUCCGGUCUCCGCUGGCUCCGGUCCGCCACAGACGGGUUGAACACAAAGUACAGCCCGGAGAAACGCUGCAAGGCCUGGCCCUGAAAUACGGAGUGACUAUGGAGCAAAUCAAAAGAGCAAACAGGAUGUACACCAAUGACUCGAUAUUCCUGAAGAAGUCCCUGUCGAUCCCCGUGAUGUCGGACUUUGACCACUGCAGUAACGGGGUGGAUCUGGUUUUAGAGGACAGUGAAGAAGACAACGCGGGCUUUGCUGCUGACCAGAAUGGGCACACGGGGAACUCCUCUGAGAAGACGCAAGACGAUGGCAAAGACAGGGCGUCAGACCUCACUCCAGUGGAUUUUUUGAAAAGGUUGGAUGGCUUGAUAAGCCAGUCCAAGCAGGCUGCUGUUAAAGGAUGCCAGGACGCAGAGAAAAGGGUCGCCGCUCUAGAAGCAGCUUGCACCAGCAGGACGUCAGACUGGCGGCCACUCACAAGGUCGCAGAGUGUCACUUCAUCUUUCCGAAUGCAGCAGCAGCAGGCAGCACAUGGAGCAGUACCCCUAACUGUCACCAAACUCACCAAGAAACUGAGAGACCGGGAAGAUGAGAUCUUCCAGCUGUGACAUGUUGAUUCUGCUGCCUCAUCUGAUCAUUAAACAAACUUUACCAGAAAGACAGAUCGCAGGGUUCGGCCUCCGGGAUUAAUAGAGCAUUACAGAUAAAGCAACAGAUCUCCAGUGAUCCCCCUGCUGCUGCAUAUAUUAAUAUAAACUUUAUAAUGGGAAGUUACACUGUCUUUUAACAGGUUCUUAAAAGGAAUAUUGCACUUGUGUAGCCUUCUUGUUUAUUUGUUGAGACAUAAUGUAGAUUAUGAAGAGCUUCAUAUUCUCCCGUAGCAAUCUUCGGUUUGUUUUCACAUGCAUGAAAUAAGAGCGUGAAAUGUUAAAAAUGAGAAUUCGCAGUCACAUGCUGGUUUAGUCACAUGACUCUUCAUAUGGUGAACUCAACAAGUGGUUUGUGUGUCAUGCUACCUCACAGCCUGCUAAUGCAAAGUCGGCCAAGUUUUCAGACUAAACGUUUUAGUUUAUAAAUCAUGUUCAUUGUAAUAUUUAGAGCUCAAAAUUGCCCAUUAACUCAUCUCUGUCUGUUACUACUGUAUAAGUAUUUAAACUGUAAUGUAGCCAAAGUUUAAAAAAGAGACAUGUCUUUUAGAAUAUUUUGACAGCAAUAUUUGUAUUAUUUGUUAUGGGCAUAUUUUUAUGUAAUACAUUUUAGAAUUAAAAAAAUGAUUUAUUUCAUCAGG